CGGGACUGCUAUGCCUUCCUGCGGGAGGGGGUGCGCUACCAGCACACGGCGCCUGCCGGCUCCCCUGACCACGACUAUGUGCCCAUGAGGGUGGACGCACUGCCUGCCGGGGCAGCGGGGCCCGGCGAGCGGGAGUAUUUCCAGGUGGUGGUGCGGAUCCGUGAGGGCGCCGAGAACAAGCCCCCCCGGCCCAGCUCCGCGGCGCUGCUGGUGAUGGAGGUGGACCAGUUUGUGCUUGCCGCCCUCACCCCCGAGGCGCUGGCCGCCGAGGACCUGGAGACCCCUGCAGACCUGCUGCUUUUCAACCUCACCUCGGGGGGUGGUGCCGACCUGCGCCGGCACGGCUACCUGCUCAGCACCGACGACCCCGGCCGGCCGCUCUCCACCUUCACCCAGCGCGAGGUAAGGGAGCUGAAGAUCGCCUACCAGCCGCCCACCAUGGACUCGGACCGGGAACGGCUCUUUCACCUGGAAAUGGAGGUGCUGGACCCUGAGGGCGCCUCUUCGGAGCCCUUCGCCUUCGUGGUGGUGGUGAAGCCCAUGAACACGCUGGCCCCUGUGGCCACGCUCAACCGAGCCUUGGGCCCCCAGCUAAUGCUGUUUGAGGGCCAGUCCCGGCCGCUUGCAGGCAGCCUGGAGAUCAGUGACGAGGACAACCUGGAUGAAGUGAAGGUCUGGGUGGCGCGGGGCCUACGGCAUGGCGAGCUGAAGGUGCUGGGGGCACCGCCUGGCCGCAAGCACUUCACAGCUGCUGAGCUGGAGGCCGGGCAUGUGGUUUACCAGCAUGAUGGCAGUGAGCAAAGCUACAGCGACAACAUUGUCUUCCAGAUGGAGGAUGGGAAGCACCAGGUGGAGUUUCUUUUCCCCAUCACGAUUGCCCCGGCUGACGAUCAGCCACCCCUGCUCAAUGCCAACACCCGGCUGGUGCUGCGAGAGCACCAGGCAGUCCAGAUCUCACCCUUCAUUCUCAGUGCCACAGAUAUCGACUCUGACGAUGCCACUAUCCGCUUCGUACUUCAAGAGGAGCCUAUAAUGUCUUCCCAAGCUUUGCGUCCCCACCGCCGCCUAGGUGAGCUGCUGCUGCGUCAGGCAGAGCCGCCACCAUCCUACGAGAAAGGAAAGGAUGUAGAGAAGGCUGGUGGUGCCCCUCCCUCCUCUUGGCACUUUGUGGAGAGUGAGGGUAUGUAUGAGAAGGUGGUGAGUGAGUGGCGGCAGCAGGACAUCCUGGAUGGAAGGUUGUUCUACAGGCACACUGGACCGCAUAGCACCACCUCUGUGACAGAUCAGAUCUUCUUUCACCUCCAGGAUGAUAAUGAUCCCCCUAAUGAGUCUGGGGAGCAGGUGCUCACUGUCAAAGUGCAGCCAGUUGACAGCUUGCCUCCAGAACUGUACCCAGGCACUAGCCUACAAUUGACUGUCCUGGAAUACCAGUUGACCUACUUCAAAAAGCGCUAUCUGCGCUACACUGACCUGGACACAGAUGACAGAGAGUUGAAAUACACCCUGCUCACACCCCCAAUGGAUAUUGAUGAAAACCACUCUGUACUAGCUGGGGAGAUUGUGCUGGCUGACAACCCUGAGAUGUCCAUUAUCCAGUUCACCCAAGCCCAGGUGAACCACCACAAGGUGGCUUACCAACCUCCAAACCAAGAGCUGGGGAUCACCCCAAGGGUGGUGCAAUUUACCUACAGUGUUGAGGACUCAGCAGGCAACUCUAUACCAGGUACUUUCACUCUCUUCCUCCAGCCAGUGGACAACCAGCCACCCCAGAUCACUAACACAGGCUUUACUGUGCUUGAAGGAAGCAACUUCCUUCUCAUGAGUAGUCAAUUAGAUGCUACUGACCCAGACACAGACACAGACCGCAUUAUCUUCACUUUAACCCAGGCACCCCAGCACGGCCAUUUGUAUUAUUUGGAGGAGGGUAUGAUGGUCCAAGGGGAAUCUUUCCUGCUAGAUGAUAUUGCCAGUGGGCGCAUAUCCUAUCAACACAGUGGUGAUGAGUUCACCAGUGACUCUUAUCAACUAGAAGUGAGUGAUGGUGUCCACCAUGUGCCAAUCACUGUCAGGAUCACUGUGCAGCCAGUGGAUGAUGAAAGCCCUAGCAUCACUCUUCCUGGUGGUAAUGGGCUUCUGGGAGCCUCAAUUGAUGUCCUGGAAAAUGGUGCCACUGAGAUCACUACCUCCCUUAUCCAGGGAACAGAUGAGGAUACUGAUGACUUGGCACUGACUUUCAUUGUAGAGGAUCCCCCUAAACUGGGUGACAUUCUGGUGAAUGGGAUUCACUCAGAGAGAUUCACUCAGCAGGAUCUCAUAAGUGGGACAGUAGUCUAUGCUCAUACUGGUGGAGAGAUUGGCCUGAAGAAGAGCCAUGACUUCUUCAAUCUCACCAUCUCUGAUCUCUCCAGUGAGUGGGUAGUGGGAGGCAGCAUGGUACAAGGUGUACGUGUAUCUGUGACUGUGUUGCCUGUGGAUAGCAUUGCACCUGAAGUGACGGUUGGGGCAGAGCGCUUUGUUGUCUCUGAGGGGGGGAAGAAUAUCUUGACUCUGGAGCAGCUGGAUGCAGAGGAUCUAGAUAGUCCUAGGGAUGACCUCUUGUGCACCAUCACUGUUCAGUCCACUUCUGGAUACCUGGAAAACAUCUCUCCAGCCCCCGGCUCUGAAAAAUCUAGGGCUGGCACUGCCAUCAGUGCCUUUUCCAUUAAAGAUAUUCGUCUGGGACACAUCAACUAUGUGCAGAGCAUUCACAAAGGGGUUGAGCCUGUAGAGGACAGAUUCACUUUCCACUGCUCUGAUGGCAUCAACUGCUCUCCUCACCAUUUCUUCCCCAUUGUCAUUAUCCCCACCAAUGAUGAAAAGCCUGAGCUGUUUAUGCGAGAGUUUGUGGUGCUUGAAGGAAUGAGCCUAGUGAUAGACACACCCAUCCUUAAUGCAGCUGAUGCUGAUCUUCCCCCAGAUGAGCUUCACUUCUUCAUCACUGUUCCUCCUAAGCAUGGGCGGAUUGUGCAGCAGCUGGCAACCGGUACCAUACCUGUUCACAACUUCACAUUGGAGGAGAUCCAAGAGGCCUCUAGCAUUGUGUAUGAACAUGAUGAUUCAGAGACUAAAGAAGACCGCUUCAAAAUCCGGCUAAGCGAUGGCCAGCAUAUAGUGGAACAGGAAGUGCUGAUUAUGGUAAUCCUGAUGGAUGAUGAGACCCCGAGGAUGGCUAUCAAUCAGGGGUUAGAAGUGGAGAUUGGCGAGACCAAGGUUAUCACAAACCGGGACCUUAAAGCCACAGACAUAGAUUCAGAGGACAGGAGCCUCACCUAUAUCAUCCGUUUGGCACCCGAGCAGGGUCUUCUGCAGCUCCUAAACAAGCAGAGGGAGGUGUUAGGCAACAUUACACGAGGUAUGAACUUCACCCAGGAUGAUAUAGACCAGGGUCUUAUCCAUUAUGUUCACACUGGCCAACAUGGGGUCCGUGACCUGGUUAAGUUUGAUGUCACAGAUGCCAUUAAUCCCUUGAUAGACAGAUACUUUUAUAUUACCAUCAGCAGCAUUGACAUGGUCUUCCCUGAGGUGGUCAACAAAGGGGUUACUCUGAAAGAGGGUGGGAAGGUGACACUCACAACUGAUUUGCUCAGCACAAGUGAUAUUAAUAGCCCCGAUGAAAAUCUGCGCUUCGGUAUCACCCGGGCACCUAGUCGGGGUCACUUGGAGAACUCAGACAGUCCUGGGGUGCCUGUUACUGCCUUCACUCAGCUCCAACUAGCUGGCAACAAGAUUUACUAUAUCCAUACUGCAGAGGAUGAGGUGAAGAUGGACAGCUUUGAGUUUGAAGUGACAGAUGGCCAUAAUCCAGUCUUCCGCACCUUCAGGGUCUCCAUUACUGAUGUGGACAAUAAAAAGCCAGUUCUAACUAUCAAUGAGUUGGUGGUUGAGGAAGGCGAGACCAAACUGAUCACCCCAUUUGAGUUAACUGUGGAAGACAGGGACACCCCUGACAACUUGCUCCAUUUCAUAGUAAUUCAGGUCCCUGUUCACGGCCAGAUUUUAUACAACAGCACCUACCCUGUGACCAGCUUCACUAAACAAGACUUGAAUGAGAAUCUCAUCAGCUAUAGACAUGAUGGUACAGAAACCAGCCAGGAUAGCUUCUCCUUCACUGUCACUGAUGGAACCCACACAGACUUUUACAUUUUUCCUGACACAAUCCUGGAGACUCAUCAACCCCAGAUGAUGAAGAUUCACAUCAAUUCUCUGGACAAUGGGGUGCCACAAUUAGUGGUAAACAAGGGUGCCCCAACCUUGAGAAGCCUUCCAACAGGGCACUUGGGUUUCCUAAUCACCAGCAAGUCACUGAAGGCAGAAGACAGAGACAGCCCACACAAACUGCUGAAAUACAGAAUUACAGAUGGGCCAGAGCAUGGGUUCAUCAUUAACAUUGGCUUUGGAAAUGAGAGCAUUAAUACUUUUACACAAGCUGAUAUUGAUGAAAUGAAGAUUAGCUAUGUCUUGAAAGAGGGUGACAAUGCUACUAGUGACAUCUUCUACUUCUCCAUUGAAGACAAUGCAGGGAACAAGCUAAAGAGCCAACCCUUUCGUCUGAACUGGGCUUGGAUUUCACUAGAGAAAGACUACUAUGUUGUAGAUGAGGACUCCAAGUUCCUGGAGGUGACUCUGAAGCGCAGAGGAUACCUGGGAGAGACAUCUUUCAUUGGUAUUGGAACUAAAGAUGGAACAGCAGAAAAGGAUAAAGAUUUCAAAGGAAAACCUCAGAAACAGGUCCAGUUCAAUCCAGGACAGACCACAGCUACCUGGAGAGUGAGGAUAGUCAUAGAUAAUGAAUAUGAAGCAUCUGAAACUUUCCAGAUUGUCUUGUCUGAUCCUGUUAUGGCUGCCCUGGAGUUUCCAGAAAUAGCAACUAUUGAAAUUGUGGAUCCUGGUGAUGAAUCGAUAGUGCAUAUUCCUCAGCUUGAGUAUAAAGUAGAAGAAGAUAUUGGUGAGCUGUUCAUUCCUAUUAGGAGAUUGGGAGACAUCAGUCAAGAACUAAUGGUCAUUUGUUCCACACAUCAAGGUUCUGCCACAGGCACCAUUCCGUCUUCUGUCUUGUCCUACUCUGACUACAUCUCCCGUCCCGAAGAUCACACCAGCAUCAUUCACUUUGAUAAGGAUGAGACAGAGAAAACUUGUCGCGUAAUCAUUAUUGAUGAUUCCCUCUAUGAGGAAGAUGAGACCUUCAACGUUACGCUAAGCAUGCCAAUGGGUGGACAGAUUGGUCCCGAAUUUCCUAGCACCAAAGUAAUCAUCCUGGCUGACGCAGAUGAUGAGCCAGCUUUAUACUUUGGUGACACUGAAUACCAGGUAGAUGAAAGUGCUGGCUAUGUGGAGGUUCGUGUCUGGAGAACUGGAACUGAUCUAUCCCGAACUGCCUCUGUCACUGUGCGUUCUAGGAAAACUGAGCCAGCAUCAGCAGAAGCUGGAGUUGAUUAUGUGGGUAUCAGCCGUAACCUGGAUUUUGCUCCUGGAGUCAACAUGCAGACUCUCCGAGUGACCAUCCUGGAUGAUCUGGGACAACCAAUGCUGGAAGGUCCAGAGAAGUUUGAACUAGUUCUCCGUAUGCCUGUGAAUGCAGCGCUUGGGGAGCCUAGCAAGACUACCAUCUUUAUCAAUGACACUGUUACUGACUUGCCCAAAGUCCAGUUCAAGGAACCAAUGUACACAGUAAAUGAAAAAGACGGACAAUUGGUGGUGCCCAUUUAUCGGAGUGGUGAUAUUAAUCAUAAAUCUACAGUCCGUUGUUACACUCGCCAGGGUUCUGCCCAAGUGAUGAUGGAUUAUGAGGAGAGGCCAAACACUGAUGACUCUGUAAUCACAUUUCUUCCAGGAGAGAUUGAGAAGCUCUGUGUGGUAAUACUGGAAGAUGAUGCCAUUUAUGAAGAAGAGGAGGAAUUCAGAUUAGUGCUUGGAACACCGAAAAGCAACUCCAUAUUUGGUGCCUCUAUUGGAGAGCAGAAAGAGACCUUGGUCAGGAUAAAGGAUGAAGAAGACAAACCAGUGAUUAAGUUUUCUGAAAUUAAAUACAGCAUUCAAGAGCCUCAGGAGCCUGGAGAGAUUGCAGUUGUAAAGAUCCCUGUUUUACGUCUGGGAGACGGCUCCAAAAUAUCAGUUGUAAGAAUACACACUAAGGAUGGGUCAGCCACUUCUGGAGAAGACUAUAAUCCAAUGUCAGAAGACAUUGAAUUCAAAGAAGGAGAAACUGAACAUUUUGUUGAAGUUGAGGUCCUAUAUGAUGGAGUGAGAGAAAUGAGAGAAGCAUUUACAGUCCACUUGAAAACUGAUGAAAAUAUGAUAGCUGAGAUUCAGGUGAACAAAGCCAUUGUGUACAUUGAAGAAAUGGACAGCGUUGCAGAUGUGACUUUUCCAGCUGUGCCCCAGCUUGUGUCGCUCCUGAUAUAUGAUGACACAUCUAAAAGCAAAGAGAACCCACAGCCUCCAACAGGCUACCCUGUUGUGUGUGUGACGGCAUGUAAUCCCAAGUAUUCAGACUAUGACAAGACUGGCUCUAUCUGUGCUGCUGAAAACAUCAAUGACACCCUGACCCAGUACCGCUGGCUUGUCAGUGCUCCAAGUGGCAGCGACGGUGUCACCAGCCCCAUGCGGGAAGUGGAUUCCAACACGUUCUUUACCAGCACCAAAUCCAUCUCCCUGGACUCCAUUUACUUCCAAGCGGGAUCAAGGGUGCAGUGUGCAGCACGUGCUGUGAAUGCCAAUGGUGAUGUUGGUUUGGAAUUGCUCAGUCCAAUUUACACAGUGAACAGAGAAGAUGGUCUAUGUCAGCCUCACAUCCCAGGAUCUGUUGGAGCAGAACCUUUCUCAGCCAAAAUUCACUACAUGGGUCCAGAAGAUCCUGAUUACCCCAGUCUGAUUAGAUUAACAGUUACAAUGCCGCAUAUGGAUGGAAUGCUGCCUGUUAUUUCAACUCAUCCAUUAUCCAAUUUCGAGCUGACUCUCAGCCCUGAUGGCACUCGAGUAGGCAACCAUAAGUGUUCCAACCUGCUGGACUAUAAUGAGAUCCCAACCAAACAUGGCUUCCUGACAGAGAGCACCAAGAACCCUGAAGUGAUUGGGGAAACUUCACCCUAUCAGUAUAGCAACCUCCUGCGAUCUGCCAAGACCUUGCGUUUCUACCGCAACCUCAACUUGGAAGCUUGUCUCUGGGAGUUUAACAGCUACUAUGACAUGUCAGAGCUGAUGGCUGACUGUGGUGGCUCCAUUGGCACAGAUGGCCAGGUGUUAAACCUGGUGCAGUCUUAUGUCACACUGCGCAUCCCCCUCUAUGUCUCCUACGUCUUUCACUCUCCUGUAGCGGUUGGUGGCUGGCAGCACUUUGACUUGCAGUCUGAACUACGACUCACCUUUGUGUAUGAUACUGCCAUCCUGUGGAAAGACGGCAUAGGCAGCCCCCCAGAAUCAGAGCUCCAGGGAUCUCUCUACCCAACCAGCAUGAGAAUCAAUGAUGAAGGGCGACUGGUUGUGAACUUCAGGACAGAAAUUCAUUUCCGAGGACAGUUGGUAAUGUCUCACCCAGGAACUUCAUUAUCCUCAAUGGUGAUGUCUGCUGAUCACCCUGGUCUCACGUUUACACUGAGUCUCUUGCGAAGCGAGCCAACUUUCCACCAGCCUGUUCAGCAGUGGACCUUUAUCUCAGACUUUGCUGUACGAGACUACUCUGGUACUUAUACUGUGAAAUUUCUCCCUUGUACUGCUGCACCCAACAAGGAAUAUACCCUUCCCAUCAUCUGUAACCCUCAGGAACCAAUCACCUUCGAGCUAGAUAUUCGGUUCCAACAGGUCAGUGACCCAGUAGCUGCUGAGUUCAGUCUCAAUACUCAUAUGUUCUUGCUCUCCAAGAAGGACCUCUGGAUAUCUGAUGGUUCCAUGGGAUUUGGAGAAGGAACUGAUGUGGCUUUUACUGAAGGGUCUGAAAUCUAUGGCCGAGUGAUGGUGGAUCCUGUUCAGAAUCUAGGAAACUCUUUCAUCUGUAACAUUGAAAAGGUUUUUCUGUGCACUGGGGCUGACGGGUACGUGCCCAAGUACAGUCCAGAUAAUAAAGAAUACGGAUGCCUGGCUGACUCACCUUCUCUCCUGUACAGAUUCAAGAUCCUGGAUAAGGCUCAGCCUGAGACCCAGACGAAAGCCUUUGGAAGCAUGGAGUUUCAAGCUAAAUUGGCAAUUGACCACACAGAUGCUCUUCCUUUAGUAAAGCAGCCUGGUUCUGAUGGUUUCAGUCUCUCAUCUGCUCCUCUUUUCCAGGUGGCAGCAGGCCGAGAAUGGUACAUUCAUACUAUUUACAUGGUUCGGUCAAAAGCGAAUGCAAACAGAGCAAUUGGCAAGAGAAGCCUAGAAUACCAUCAUGUGUUGUCCCCUGGUAGCAGAGAAACCAGCCUCGUGACCUCGAAGCGUAAUCGGAGAGCUAACCCAAUUGCCCCUGGCCUGUCCCAAGACAUUGGAGCAGAUAAAAACAGGGGCACAAAUAUUCAGCAUAUAGCACUUGACCGUUCCAACAAAAUCAACAUCAACCAGAAAGAUCUGUUCCCAGCAGGUGGGCAUUAUCAGAGGCCAGUGCUGGAAAUCGCCAGUGAAGACUCUGAAAACAAUAUUGUGCCUGUUGCCGGAGGAGCAGCUGGGUUGCUGCUUCUGAUCUCCACCACUAUCUUUAUAGUGUUUUUUUUAAAGCGAGAGAGACAGCCCUCUGCUGGGAAAAGAAAGCCAUCCAUUACCUGCUCCAGCAGCAAUGAAACUGUGACCACAGGACACAGCAGUAGUGACAGCUCGGAAGUCUAGGGGCUCUCAGAGCGUAUUAUACGAUUUCAUCACAAAAACAGAUGCUUAACCCUGGCUAAGUCCUUUGCAGAGACACAGAACCGACUGCUUUGAUUUUGCUGUUAGUCUUGUUACUUGCUUCUGAACAUAGGCAAGAAGGUGUGUGUGUGUGUUAGGUUCAAGUGUGAGUGACUUGCUUAUAGAGGUCAAAACUGUUUUCCAGAAUGAGCUGGCACUUGUUUAAACUGCCAUUUUUUUUUUCAAAACAAAAAAGAAAAAGCUUUUAAGAACCAGAUUGUGCAGCUAUAAAUGUGCCUUAUAUCCACAACAGAAGCCCGGUGCUCUUCAAAGGGAUGUUGGUUUUAGUUACUUGUACAGUAUGUAGGUGUCAUAGUUUUUGUAAGAUAGGAACUAAGAAACGGUGGAUUUUCACUCCUUUGGAAUGAAACAGGUUUGUGUCAGUUUCUAAUAGGAGACAUUGGUGCCCAACAAGCAUCUUCCCCUUUAACAGCUGCAAGACUCAAAUCAGAUCAGAAUGACUAGGUUCUGAUAUGCUACAAUUAACUACAAUAAUUUUGUUCUGCGUGUACAUAAUGAAUAGACCGUAGUUUCCAAUCUGGUACGAGUACCACCAGUGGCAUGCAGACAGCCUGUCAGUGGUACACGUUAACAAACUUAUUAUAAUUAUUUUAUACGACAAAAAUUUGCUGGUGGUACUUAACGUUGUAUUGUUUUAAAUGGGUGGUGCGCAAUCUGUCAGAGUUUGGGAACUGCUGGAAUAGGGAUUAGAAGCCUACACUGACUCCAUUGAAAAACAGUGACUGAGGGCAUGCUGACACGGAUUAGGGUGGCUCUUGAGAUAGAGUAGCUGAGUCCAAGUAAGAACUAUCAGAGCUAUCCCCCAAUUGUGCCAUGCUUAACAAUCAAGCAGUGAUGCAUCCUCAAGAUUCCUUUGGCAAAGCCCAUCUAAGAACUGCAGAAAAUCCAAAGACAGGAACAGGGAGUUGUAGGACUGCUGCUGGCUGAGAGCAUGGCAUUCACCAUGCAGGUAAGCUCCAAACACAUUGGGGAAAGCAGAGCACAAGAUGCAACUGGGAGUGGGGUUUAUACUCAAGAUAGCAGUGUGUAUAGGCUUGAAGUAGAUAUUUUGGGAACCCUCCCCAGUGUAGGCAAGCCCAUACAACAGUGAAAUCCCACAUGCCAGUGACAACUGAUAAAAGGUGGGUACUCACUACACACAAAUUGCUUCAUUCUCUUUCUAUUUCAAGACAUCCUUUCUUUGUUGUAGUUAAUGGGUCAGUGGAUCACUUGUUUCUUCAAACAGCUCCCUGGUGAGGGUCCUGGGGUUGUGUCACUAUAGAUGGUGUUCACUUUCUGCAAACAAACUUUACUCAACAACAAUAAAGAUUUUAAACCCCUGGGUACAUACAGGUCACUCAUCUUAUCAAAAUAUGUCGCUUGUGGAAACUACAUGGGAGGCAGUGGCAGGGAAGGACAGAACCCCACCAUUCUGCCUUGACACAGAGGCAGUUAAAUAAGCCAGAAAAGGCCACAACCUAAACCGCACUAUGGCAAUAGAAAAUACUUAUGUGCUCCAGCAAGCAGAAAAGUUCUUUAAUCUGUUUCUCUUGGAGAUCUCCAUUAUGAGCUUGUAUUCUAAUGGUAAAAACAAGAGGCAGCAACAUGUUUCUAGUCACUGCUCAACGAUCCUAUGAAUUUUUUCAAACUGCUUAUAAAUACUGAGUAGUUUACAAAUUAUGUGAGGAAACCACACACACAAACUUUUUUGCAGUAUGCUAAUGGACUGUUCAGAAAAGUGUCAAAUAAAUUAUUCACUCAAUUCUUUUGCUAAUUGCAGCCUGUAUUAAUCUUGUGUGAAUUCUAUUUCCAGCAGUUUUCAUUGCAGGCGAAUCAAUUUUAGGGCUUGGGGGAAAUAAUUGGCUUUAAAAAUCAGUAAGAUCAGUAACUGCUGUAGUACCUGGCUCAGGAGACCGUUUAAACCAUAAUUGUACUUAACAAGGUAUAUUUGAAAGCCAUUUUUCUUAUAUGGUUAACAAGGUGCUACAGCAUUCAAAGAGAGCUACUUAGACUUCUGUUACAGAUUUGACACUAGUCUUGCAUCAACUUUCUAAAAACAGGCAAAAAGAUGUGUGUUAUGUGAACAAUGAGUAUUAGAACGUAUGCUCCCCAGUUAAAGCAUGGUUAACCCAUUGAUAGUCAUCUGGAGGCAAGUUAUAGACAAAGGGCACAGAACAUGCUUGUAUGAACUCAGUAAGUGUUGUCUUAUUACACUAUAUCCCAGCAAUUGUACAGUAACUGUUUUUAUAGAGACCUUAUACAAUGCUCUGUUUUAUUUGUUCGCGUCUUAGUGCUCUAUAAAGGCAACUGUGUGUGGCCUAAGGAGGAGAUUUAAAAAGGUGAAUUUAAUGCAUGAUGAAAGACCAGUGUAUAGUACAACAAUGUUUCAUUCAAACUGAGAUGUUCUGGUUUGUGUUGUUAAUUUGCAGCUCCUUCAGGAAACAUGCUGAAUCUCACUUUCUUUGGGAAAUGCCUGUGAUGGUUUAUCCAUACCAGUUAGUUCAUGUAACAGAGACUGAGUGAGCUUGCAAUGGGGCAGCUCUGUUCCAUCGCAAUUCCCGUGCUUAGGGCUUACCCUACAGUUGAGCAGAGGGGCUUACCCCCAAAUACUUGAACUCAGUCUAACACAAAAGUCACAGGGCAGUCAAAACUAAUUUAAAAAUGCAAGUACAUUGUUAAAAUGUCAGAGACUGUAGGAUAGGUCUUAGCACAUCCUAACAGGUGCUAAUAAAAUUUACA
Messenger RNA from Alligator sinensis (Chinese alligator), 11625 nucleotides. Its product is annotated as FRAS1-related extracellular matrix protein 2-like. Gene Ontology annotation, cellular component: membrane. The record is from RefSeq and is a predicted model, not a curated record. Gene Ontology annotation, biological process: cell communication; homophilic cell-cell adhesion. Lineage: Eukaryota; Metazoa; Chordata; Crocodylia; Alligatoridae. The transcript has 24 exons. The annotation marks the transcript as partial. Gene Ontology annotation, molecular function: calcium ion binding.